This is a messenger RNA of Penicillium roqueforti, 297 nucleotides long. RefSeq lists its product as uncharacterized. NCBI's taxonomy places the organism in Eukaryota, Fungi, Ascomycota, Eurotiomycetes, Eurotiales, Aspergillaceae. Bases 1 to 297 code for a protein of 98 amino acids. The record is from RefSeq and is a predicted model, not a curated record. The transcript has 4 exons.
AUGUCUGUAGAGGACGUGUCUCAUGCAGUGGCGGUAAAUAUCCCGCUUGAUCUGAACAGCUACAAAGGCGCGCAGGAGAACACCAAUAAGUACGAAAAGAACGAUGAUCCAAGGGUUAUUACAAGAGUAUUCAGUGCCAAUCCACUGGAGGGCCAGAAGAAGGCCGAUGUAGAAUGCGUAAAUUUUUCCAAAGGCGAGGAAUUGCGGCGUGCUGCACAAAAUAUCGAGAUGUCCCCUGACUCAGACGCUACUAAAUUACUAGAUGAUUGGCUACGUCUAGGAAAUGGUACUUCGUGA